UUUUCUGUGGGUAUAAAAGUAUAGUGUGCACGUUCUUGCGAUCAGUUCAGCAAAUUCGUUACUCCCGACAAGGAUCUCAUACUGUGAAACAGCUCAAAGAAAGUCAAAGCGAACAGAGGAAACUAUGAAGUACACGAUUGGAGUGUGCCUGGUGUUGGCCGCCGCCUGCAAUGCUGCUUUCCUUGACAGGCCUGUUAACUUUCAACCAUUCGUGGAACUGCAGCAUAACGCCAUGCGCUCAUUGAUCUCGGCCCAUGCCAGCAACGAUGAUCCCAACCUGAUCAAUAACUGCUUCAAUCAGUAUAUUUCGGACCAAAUGAAUGUUUUGGACAAUUACAACAAAAUCUACACGGGCUGCGUGACCACAGCCCAAAGGGAGAAGACCGAAUUGACCGCCCAGAGCACAGAGAGUCGCAAGGACCUGCUGACCCGCAGCGAUGGAAUGUGCAGCAGCCUCGGCUCCUGCGAUUUGUUGAUCGAUGGCCUGGAUUUCUUCGAUUGCUACCGUAAUGCGUCCGCAGACAGCUACAAAGUGAUGUUUACUCUGAACAGCGAUGCGAACAGCCAGUUCAAUACGAUUAGCACCAGAUACGGUCUCAUCGAUUCAGAUUUAACCCAAUGCGUAGAUGAGGCCCGUCUGGAGUAUGCGCGCGACCUGGAGAAAUGCGAUUCGGAUUUCAAUAUCUGUAUUUCGGGUGGCGAAGUGACAUCUCCACCAACAACUGAUAAGCCAGUUGACUCUACACCAGUUGUCACUACCGAUGGACCCAUUGUUACUACCGAGGGACCUAUUGUUACUACCGAAAGACCCAUUGUUACUACCGAAGGACCAGCCGUCUCAACUGAUGCACCAGCCGUGUCUACUGAUGCACCAGCCGUGUCUACUGAUGCACCAGCCGUCUCUACUGAUGCACCAGCCGUCUCUACUGAUGCACCAGCCGUGUCUACUGAUGCACCAGCGGUCUCUACUGAUGCACCAGCCGUCUCUACCGAUGCACCAGCUGUGUCUACUGAUGCACCAGCCGUGUCUACUGAUGCACCAGCCGUCUCUACUGAUGCACCAGCUGUGUCUACUGAUGAACCAGCCGUUUCUACUGAUGCACCAGCCGUCUCUACUGAUGCACCAGCCGUAUCAACUAAUGCACCAGCCGUGUCUACUGAUGCACCAGCCGUGUCUACUGAUGCACCUGCCGUCUCUACUGAUGCACCAGCUGUGUCUACUGAUGCACCAGCCGUGUCUACUGAUGCACCAGCCGUCUCUACUGAUGCACCAGCCGUCUCUACUGAUUCACCUAUUGUCUCUACCCAGGGACCAAGCGGCUCUACAGAACCAACCAUUCCAACUGAAGCGCCUGUGACAACAACAGAAAGGAUGCCAGAGGAAGAUAUUCAAUUGCUGCCACUGACCUUCAGAAGCGCUUUGGACAAGCUAAGGCGUUUUUUCUAAAUUUGCGAUGUAUUGUAGAGUGAAUGAGCUUUAUCAAUCAAGCGGAAAGCAUACAUAAAUAAACUUUAUCAAUU
Molecule: messenger RNA, 1521 nt
Organism: Drosophila montana
Lineage: Eukaryota; Metazoa; Arthropoda; Insecta; Diptera; Drosophilidae
Gene: Muc55B
Product: Mucin 55B
Exons: 2
Coding region: 125-1447 (440 amino acids)
Source: RefSeq, a predicted model, not a curated record